AUAUUCUUUUAAAAAUAUCAGCAUGUGUGUCUAUGGGGGGAGGGGUCAAAAAGAUCAAGAUGGUGGCCACAAAAAAAGGAGGGGUGCAUAAAAAGGGAAGGAUUUCGAUCGCAUGACUGUGGCCACCAUCUUGACUUUUUUCAGCUCCUCCCUGAGUACACCCUCAUUUAGCAGUAUUAUACUUUGUGGUAUGGAUAAUUGUGGAAAAGAAAUGAUCGUUAAAGUGUUGAAAAUAAUAAAAUGUUGAAUAGAAAUACUGUAUCCUAUUUAUUCUAUGUAAGGACAGUUAAGUUGGCAAAUCACCACCAGAUGUCAGCAGAACUGAAGAUGACAAGUGGCUUUAUGUUGGAGAAUGAGAAAUGUAACACUCAGACAACAUAUCCAUCUUUUCUGCUGCACCAUUUUACAGUAUUAGUUUUUGAGGAUAAUCUUUGAACAUUUCAGCUUAACCCAACUAUCCUUCCUAUAAUAUCCACAUUAUAUUAUAGUAACCCUCUUCUAGAAAAAUAUUGGAUUAGUCAUUCUCUGGGAGGCUUCCAUUUUAAUGUCCUGUGAAGUUAUUAAUACUGUAAUAGAACAAUUGUACACUUACUCAUUGCUACCUGCAAGUAAUACAGAACAUACUCAGUAACUAAUGACAUUUAUUGAAUAAAUUAAUUUGGAAUGGUAGACAGUUAUAUGAUAAAAACCUACCCAUACAUAACUGUUGAUCUGACUUUAUGCACAAGUGAGCUGUCAAACACAUACUGUAGCGCUGAAGGAAUAAAAUUAAAUAUAUAUUAUCUAUCCAUAACUACCCCAAAUUAAUCCCCAAUAAAGUCUAAUUAUUGAACCAAUAGAAUUAGCAAAGCAUAAUAAUCAUGCUUUAGUUUCUCAUACUGAAGAGUCUUGAGACUUGAUAGCAUUUAAUUUGGGUUCUAUCAUGUCUAUUAAGUUUCUCAAUACACUGUUAAGCCAUGAUUAGCUUUAACCCAAAAUGAGGCAUUAUUAAAAAUCUUUAGAGCUGAUUCCAAACUGGAUGUAAACUCCAACUACUGAUUAAUAAAUGUAGGCCCAGUAUGGAGGGGGAUGUCUUACAAUCAAUUUAUCUAUGUUUAAUGUUUUGCAAACAUUUUGCAUUUAUUCCAAAAAUACAUUAUUGCAGCUACGAAAAUAAUUGUUCUGCCUUUUGUCUAUUUUACAGUUCAGCUGAAAUUAAAUUUAAAUCCUGUUUGACUCAUUUGCCCUUUAUAUUUCUAAGGAAACCUCAUACAUGAAAUGUUAGGUAUUUGCAGCAACAGUAGCUUAACCCUCCCAAGUGUUAUAAUUUACUGCUGUUAUAAUGCCUAAUCAGCACUAUGCGCUGCCUAAAGCCAGAGGCUGUUGGACUCCAGCUUCUGUCUACAGCUUCCAUAACUGGCUAAGGCUGAUAUGAAUUCAGUCGUAUUUGGUGAAUAUGUUGUCCUGGCAUGCAGAUGCAACUAGUCACUUGUAUCACCUGCAGAUCUGGUGGCUGCCUUGCAAAUAAGGAUGGAUGGAUGGACAGAUGGAUGAGCAUUGCAGAGCAUCUUGUUACUGAACUACGCUCUUCCAGAUGCCAUUGUCUACACCUCUAUGCUGGCAGACCCAGAUGUUCAGAUAGUACAUGUCAGAGGCCUGGAUUUUGGCCUAGAGACUGCCAGGUGCUAACCCAAAUUUGAGAACGUGUUAAUCAGCUACCUUGGCUACAUCUAACUCAUUGCCAGCAAUGCAUGCAAGGGGAGUUCCCUUUGUUCUUCUCCGCCACACAUUCUCCAAAUAUAACCUGGAAUGUCCCUUUCCCCCACUCCCCAAACCUCUCAAGCAGAUUUGAGGAAUGCAGGAAGAUAAAUUCCUUCAUGGCAGUUAGAUACAAUAUCUAAACUGUGUCAGGGUAAAAUGUGUUAAUUCAGGCUUUCUUCAUUUCAACUUAAAACUGAAUAGGCAUAAUAUAAAUGCACAGAAGAUACAGGGUGAUCUAAUUUUUUGACCAUAUAAAUUUUGUUUCCAUGCAAAUAAUCUCAGACAUUAAAUAAGUUAGAAACAGAUACAAGGCAAACAUAAUUGCGGAAUGUAAUUCAUGUUUAUAUUGAAAAGCCUCUUCUGAGCUUCAAUAAAAUAUAUAGCUUUGUUUCAACACAAAGUUAGAGGGGAAUACUUCAUACAACAGUCAUAUUUCACUGUUACUGAUUUUAUUGUAAAAUUUCUAAUGCGUACAUGCCAAAACAAGUGUUAUAUCUAGCUGUAAUAUAGGGGAACAACUAUUUUUUAAAUGAAGGCAUUAAUACAGUAUUACACAUUAAUGAAUAAAAUACAGAAAUGUACUGCUUGUUUUGUAAAUUUUACAACAGUCACUGCACUAUCUGGCAGUGUACCCACUGUUUCGUGUUUUAAUCUGUAGUAAGAGUUGAUAUUUGAACAGUUCUAAAAUAAACUGCUCCUUGUACAGAUUGUUUUCUGUGAUUAUUCUCUACUGCAGCAUUUGUAACUACAAUUAUAUACCCAGCAAACAUUUAAAGUAAAAAUAAGUUACUUAUUUAUAUGUCACAUUUAUAGUUGCCCAUCUCACACAAAGCGACUCUGUGAGAUUAUUAUAUUAUUAAUAUGAGUUAUAUUAAUUUUUCUAAUCCAAGAUGGCUAUUAUAUUAACCAGGCCUAUAUUUCUGAGAGUUACUUGGAAUCUGUUUCAUUUACAAACAUUAGAUAUAUUCAAUCAUCCCAUAUAGUAAUAGUAAAUCAGGUUGUUCAGCCAAACAGCACCAACCUUUCUCCAAGGAGAACAAUAAGGGCAGGCUUGGGAUAACUUUGAGGUUUACAGAGUACCAAAAAAAUCUUCGGAAAAGGGGGGAGCAAUCUCAGCCACGUAUUAUCCAAUGAUAUACAGGCUGCUACAGGAGAGGGGGAAUUAAGAAAGAUGGGGCAUACAUAAAGCAGGGACAGCAGACUCAUUCCCUAUAGACGCUUCCUCUUGGCAGCCGCCACAUUCUCUGCCUCACCAAUUUGUUCAACUUAAAAUCCAACAGAAAUGUAGAGGCUGCAAAACUUCAAAGCAAAGUUCUAAGUUUUAUAUCACACCUUAUUUUUAAGAACACCUUUGAGCCUCAUAGAAGCCCUAUAGCAUUCUUAGAAAAUACAAAGCACCAUAGCCCAGAGCUUUGUCUGGAACUGUUUACAUAAGAAAAAAAAGGUUGAAUUGGGACAAACAACAGCAUCACGGAGGAAAGCGAGUUUUAAAUUACUCCAGAAAAGAAACUGUUAUACACAGAAAACAGAUAACCCAAGAUUUUAACAUAGCUGGGAUUUUCACUGUAUCCAAUAGUCUACCUCCGCCCAAACAAGAAUUAAUGAUUUUUAAAUAAAAUUUUUACACAGUAUGAAAGACCUCUGUUCUGCAAAUUCAAACCAAAACCAUAAUAUGCUGCCCCCAUUUUUCACAGAGCAGUCUAUGGGUGGGAUAGUGCUGCUUCUAAUAGCCCUGCAUAUAUACACUGGCAUUGUUCACACAACAUGCUAAGCUACAGUUUGCUUAACAAUGGUUUAUUUGCUAUUCAUGAAAUGUAUAUUGCACCUUUUUAACCAGGUGCUCAAGGUGAUCACAUUUCAAAAGUCAUCCAGAAGUGCUCUGGACCACAUGAAAAACAACCCUCUCCUACUCAGUGAAACAGCAAUGACUUUCUUCAGAGUUCUGCACAAGCCUGGAAGAAAAAUGCAGGUGGUUUAAGAGUUGCAUUAAAGACACAGGGCUGUAUUGAUCUGAUUCAUUAAAGUAGAAGCAUGUUUUUUCAAGCUUGCACAGAUACUUAAAAAGAAACCUGUGCUUUAGUGAAUAACAGAGGUACUAUGCUUUUACCAGUCCCAAAGCACUUCUUGACCAGUUUUAAAGUAUGCAUAAUUCUUGGACAUACCAAUAUUUUCUCCUCUUGGUUUUUCUCACAAUAAUCUUGAGAGGUAGAUAGAGAGACUUUGAUUGAUUCAAAGUUAUUUAGUGAUCUUUUAUUGCUGAAGAUGGAUUUGAACCUUAAUCUCCACAAUCCUAUAACAGCAUCUCAAUCAUUGCACAACACUGGCUCUCCUAUGUUGAAUAAACAGCAAUUGGCUAGGAUUGUACAACAUACUAAACCUUAAACUAUGUUUUAUGUCAAGGGUGGGCAUGGCACAGCAUCCUAAAAUAAUUCUGCAAAAAUCUGGGGGGAAAUGGCCAAUUUGGGGCAAUGUAAUUUCUUUUUGGUUCUUUCAGAAAUGAGACUGGGAAUGGGAACAGGAUGAUUUUGUCAAGCAAAAUCAUUUCGAAAACUUUUUAAAAUCAUUUCAAAAACUUUCAUUUCUACCCUUGGAAGCCCUGCUCAGAAACCUCUCCCAAAGUUCCAGAACCAUGCCACCAAAACUUAGCUAUUUUACCAACAAAUGUCAACACCACAAUUUUGGGCCAGUUGGUGAGAUGCAUUUUAAGGUUCAGAAAAGGAGCAGUUUUAAAUGCUGUCCCCUACUUUAAUUUGUACAUGAAAGAAGACCCCCAAAUAAGGGAUGUUUGGUUUUCAUGCUAAGAUAUUUUCCAAUUCUCUCACUCACUGGCUCAAAAAAUGCCUGCGAACGUUGUGCUUUGGUCCUGGUCUUGACUUAUAUUUUGCUAAUUCUAAAUUGACUUUGUCAACGUUGUACAGUACGAAGAAAACGUAUCAAUACAUUCCCAAGCUUUGCCAGCAACAAAGUUGGCGAAUAUGGUAACAAGACAAGCGAAUGUUAAAUAAGGCCGUGUAUACCAGGAUAAACUGCAGUAUUACCAAGAAGUCAAUUUUUGAUACAAAAUCUUUGCCAUUUCCGUGAAUCCCCUGGAGCUGUGGUGGAAGAGAGAUAAAACAUUGCUCUCUGUCAAUUAGUCUUCUGAAAAGUGAAUAAGGCAUUACUUCCCUUGUCUUGAGAUACAGAGUUUUUUAUGCGUGUCUGUCAAGCAGUCUCGUUGACACCUCCCAGAGAGAAUAAAUCACUAACAUCCACGGUCCUGGGUUGUUGCCGAGUACCAAAUAUGGGGGAGAAAUUCCUAUUUAAAAAUCAUCUUCGGGACACAAACCAUAAUGAGCCACGGGAUGCCCUUUUGCCUAUCCCGUAUAUAACUCACACCCACUUCUCGUACUUCUCGCAGAAAAGUUGGAAGGGUUUACAGACAGCUCCCAGAUACGUUGUGCUUCAAUCCCUUCCUACUUUUUUUUUUUUUUUUUUAAUCUUCGUCAGCUUUUUGCCAGGCUGGAGCAUUUCGGCAACUGCCAUUUUGCACAGCCAACCCGCCACAGAGACAGGCAGUGCAACUUUGUGCAGAUCUACUCAAAAACUCCGGAGCAGCCAUGAGCGCCGAGCCUCGCAACCGGCAGCAGACUCUAGCUUUACGGAAGCAGUUGAUUGGAUCAUCUUGCAAGCUUUUUUUCCCCGAAGACCCAGUGAAGAUUAUCCAGGCAAAGGGCCAAUAUAUAUAUGAUGAAAAUGGAAACCAAUACCUGGACUGUAUCAAUAAUGUUGCUCAUGUGGGGCAUUGCCACCCUGAAGUGAUCAAAGCAGCCCAUCAGCAGAAUCUGCUGCUAAAUACAAACUCUAGAUAUCUACAUGACAAUUUGGUGGAUUAUGCACAGAGACUAUCUAAAACAUUGCCGGAGAAGUUGUGCACCUUCUAUUUUUUGAAUUCAGGAUCAGAAGCUAAUGAUCUUGCUCUGAGACUGGCACGGCAGUAUACAAAGCAUAAAGAUGUUAUUGUUAUUGACCACGCUUAUCAUGGACAUCUGACAUCUUUGAUUGACAUAAGUCCAUAUAAAUUCAGAAAUCUAGAUGGCCAAAAAGAAUGGGUCCAUGUGGCUCCUCUUCCUGAUACAUACAGAGGAUUAUAUAGAGAAAACCAUAAGGAUCCAGCCACAGCAUAUGCCAAUGAAGUGAAAAAAAUAAUUGACAAAGCACACCAAGAAAGCAGGAAGUUUGCUGCACUUAUUGUAGAAUCCUUGCCCAGCGUUGCUGGACAAAUCAUUCCACCAUCUGGUUAUUUCCAAAAGGCAGCAGAGCAUAUACACAAAGCAGGAGGCGUAUUUAUUGCUGACGAAAUUCAGGUUGGCUUCGGCAGGAUUGGCAAACAUUUUUGGGCAUUUCAACUUCAGGGAGAGGAUUUUAUUCCUGAUAUUGUUACUAUGGGAAAGCCAAUAGGGAAUGGACAUCCUGUCGCUUGUGUAGCAACAACAAAGGAAAUUGCAGAGGCAUUUUCAGCAACAGGAGUAGAAUACUUUAACACAUUUGGAGGAAAUCCUGUGUCCUGUGCAAUAGGCCUAGCAGUCUUGGAUAUUAUUGAGAAAGAAGAGCUUCAAACCCAUGCUCUUCAUGUGGGAAGCUUCUUUAUGGAACUACUCAAGCAUCAAAAAGCUAAACACCCUCUAAUUGGAGAUAUCAGGGGUAUUGGACUAUUUAUUGGUGUAGAUUUAGUACAAGACCAAGAGAAAAGGUCACCUGCUACCAAGGAAGCAGAAUACAUCACAACAAGAUUCAAGGAAGAAUUCAUUAUACUGAGCACGGAUGGGCCAGGCAGAAAUGUGCUUAAGUUCAAGCCACCACUGUGUUUCAAUACGAAGGAUGCAGAGUUAGUUGUUGGCAAACUUGAUAUGAUAUUGACAGAAUUGGAGAAAAGAAAAACUUAAAGAAGAUGAUUUCCAAUACUUCAAAGGGAUACAGGCAUGGUGCUGAAUUUUACUAUUUUUCUACACUUAAAUUACAGUAAUAAAAUUCUGCCUUCUGUAGGCUAUCAUAAUCCAAUCCACGCAGUUUUGUUGUAUUGCUGACAGCAUAGAUUUUCAGAGCUCUAUUGCUUUUAUCUCUACUAAUCCAUUUCUUCAUAUAGUAAAGAGGAAAAAUAAUUUAUCCAAAAAAUGUAACUUGUCACCUUUGUGCUAUAUAGGUUACAUGGCCGUAUUUAUACUUGUUUCUGCUUAUAUUAUACAGUUAGCACCUUUGAUCUGAUAAAAUAAUUUUAUGAAGAAAACAGAUUUAUUAAGAAAUAGGUAGGCACCAGUUAUUUAGCAAAACUUAACAUCUAAACAUUAGACUCUGUUACACAAUGGCUCAUGAGAAUUGUUUCUGUAAGAUUUUUAGCAUCUCAUAGAAAUGUUUUAUUUACUAAAGAAAGUGAAGAUGUCACCAACACUGACAAGCUAUUUUAUUUGGAAAGCACAGUUCUACCAUUACAGUAAUUCAGGACCAAAGGGGAAUGCUUAUUUUUAAGAAGUGGACAGAUCUAUGUAGUAUGUAUCAAAAAAUGAUGUAACAGAUGAAAAGCAACCUAUUUUCUAAGAACAUAGCGCCAAACUACUACUACAUUCAAGGCCUUGCCUUCCUGUUUUUCUGUACCAUUAACAUGGAAUUCCUUUGCUAAAGAUAAUUUUGCUGUGUCUGUCAGUCAUAACAGUAUAAGACUGGUGCCUCUUACUGCUUCACAAGCAGUCUUUUUUCCCUCUUAGCUACAAGUUAAUUACAAAUGACUUUCUGUACUUCACCAGGUAAUGCAUUUUCUAUUGUAAAGUCCUGUUUAUCCUUGCCAUACCAUUCUGAUGUUUCAUAAACAUCCCUAAGAUCUGAAGUGAUUUAAAGCAAAUGAAAAUAUAUAUUUUUAAAAAAUUUGUAAAAUGUACUUAACAGAACUUCAAUAGUGACUCUUUGAUGCUGUAUAUUAAUAACAGUAGGCUUAUCAAAACACUUCUUGCAAAAUAUAGUACUAGUAUUCAACUGUCUACACCUGUAGCAAUCAUACAGCUAUUCUAUUUGGGGACAAACAAAAAACACAGGAUGAAAACAAUCAUGUUAAAAUACUCAAACGUGAGUAAGGUUGGAAAACCCAGAGUCACAUCUGAUACAGAAAACAGAAUUAUCAUCUUUAAGCUCUUAGCCAGAGGGAAGACAGAUAACUGUAAUUAUAUUGUAAUGUGGGAGAGGGGGACAGAAUGUAUAUCAAGAUCUCCAAUUGAUUAUAAUAGACUAGUGAGGGUCAGAAACUUUGAACUAUACCAUAAUAGUCAUUUUAUGUCUAAAUUAGGCUAGCAGUUCCUGAUCAGUGGUAACUCAGAUAUAGGUUUACCUACUUCUACCACUCCAGCCCAUAAGUUCUGGAGUGCAGUAGUUAGUAGUUUCACCUUCUGAAGAACCCUAUUUAACUUGUCUUCAGUUAGUAGAUAUUCUAGUAAAUAAGUCUUGAAAACGUUCUCUUAUUGUAGUGGACAACUUCUUUGUAAGUAGUUAAGUCUGCUUUCAGUAGCCUUUUAAUUUCUCAAAGGACAAAGUUCAGCAUGAGUUCAACUACACAUUUAACUGUAAAAAGCAAAAUUCAUUUUCAUUUUCAAGCCCUAUUUGUUACUGCUCCAAUGCUCUGACAAGCAAACCAUGGAGAUUAUAAAAAUGGUCAAAAAUUAAACUGGAGCCAGGCCAUAGCUGUUGUUAAAUGAGCUUAAACAAUGACUUCUAAGUUGGAUAUCUUAAUAUCUGUUCUUAUACAAUUAAAAUGAACUAUGUUCAUAACAGAUUAUUUAUCCCAUGGAUAAGAGAUUAAGAGUGUGUUGUCUCUCCCAAGCACAACUUCCUCUUCCAGGCCUAGUUCUAACCAUGGCUGUUACCCAUAUAAUUACAUUUGGUCAGAAAGUAAAUCUUACGUUAAAACAGAGCUGUCAUUGUAACAUGUAUGAUUUAAGCAAGAAAUUUUUAUUCUGAAUGAAAUGCAUGAUAUUGUUCUCCCCAUGUCUGAGCUUAUUACCCUGGCUAAGAUUAUAGGACAAGCUGUAUUUUUUUAAUACUGCAAAUGGAGAAUUUAAUGUACUUAAUAGUGCAUUAUUAAAGAUCUUUUCCCAUAUUUGACAGCAGGACCGCUAGUCACCUAUUAUCUGCUAAAAAUAUUAGUAACAUGACUACAAAAUAGCUCAGAAUAAGCUAAGAGGAAGCUAUAGAAUAGUUUGAAAAAACUUGGAAACAGUAGUACUGAAAAUCCAAUGUUUACGCAGCUUUAAUAUUAGCUUAAUAGUUUUAGCAUGAAAUGUUUAAAUUCUAAAUACUAAUAAAACACAGAAGAGUACAAAAGCCAGUCAGAUUGACAGUUUAAGUAAGGUCAAUGAAUUAUUGACUUAUGCCUAAGGAUGGUUCAAAUAUGAGUGUACUACAUAAGCAUCCAGGAGUUUUGUACAUAUGGUAUUGAGCAUGUUUUCAGAUUUUGAAAGCAGUUAAAUUGAACUUGCAUAUACAAAAAAGCAGACUAUAAUGUAAGCAUGUCUAAUAUUGUCUUGUGUGUGUAAAUACAGCCUUGAGCCCUUCACUAUUUUAGGUAUCCAAUUCUACAAAUUUAUUCCUAAAUUCCUAUGAUCUUUAUUCCUACACAAGCCAAUCAUAUACUAUUCUAAAUCCUAACAUUUGCCUGAAAUGUAAUACUUAUUCUGCUUACUGGUUUUUCCUACCUCACAAUACUUUGAAUUUGUGAUUAAACAAUUUAUUUUUGCUGGUCUUUCAUCAAUUUUAGGGUUAAAACAUGCUCUAAAUCCAACUUCUAAAAUUUAUGUAUCAACCAGCCACCAGCAUUUCUAAUGAAAUUCUAAGGCUUCUUUUCUCUGAGCUACAAAAGGAUAGCUGGAAUAAUGGCACAGGAUACUGUAUUAUGCUUUUUUAUUCAAAAGCUAGAAUAGCAUCAAUAUCCAUGUCAUGGUGAAUCAGAACACAUGUAAAAUACCUUACAAUACAUUAGAUUCCAAAAAGGUACCAAAAAGUACAGUAAAAUUAACACUUCCAUUACAGGAAAUGUA
Messenger RNA from Python bivittatus (Burmese python), 9794 nucleotides. Its product is annotated as 5-phosphohydroxy-L-lysine phospho-lyase. Lineage: Eukaryota; Metazoa; Chordata; Lepidosauria; Squamata; Pythonidae. The record is from RefSeq and is a predicted model, not a curated record. Gene Ontology annotation, molecular function: transaminase activity; pyridoxal phosphate binding. Gene Ontology annotation, cellular component: mitochondrion.